CCCUUCGAUCCUUAUUGAAAAAAGAAAACCCUUAAAUCCCUAACAUUUCUCAACUCUCAACACUGCCGCCCGUCCCCUCCUCCUGCCCCCGCGGCAUCUCCGCCUCUCCCUCAGGUACAGCGGCGCUUCUCCAGCCGAUCCUCCCUUUGCUCCUGACGCUGUCAACGUCGUUGCUGCGACUGGUCCUCGUUGCUGCGUCCGUUGGUCCUGGUUGCUUCUUUGCUCUCCUCCGCCGCUUCCUCUGGCCCUAGUCGCUGCAUCUGCUGGUCCAGUCCUUCUGACGUCCGGUGCUGCUCGUUAACGCUGGUCCUCGUUCUAAAUCACGCCGCCGCUGCUCGUUGCCGCGUCUUCAGUCACUGCAGACUUUGAUGGAUCUGGAGACGGAGAACAGAAUAGCUGCAAUUCUUCUGAAAGAAGCUGCAGAACUGCGGCGACAAGCUGAGAAGGAAGGUGUUCAUGUUUAUCUUCAAAAACCUCAAGUAAGGGGUCGCCCAAAUUCCCGGUUCCUCACAGCAACUGUUCUUGGAGUCCAGCAAGCAAAUCGAGCCGUGGAGGUCAAUGAGAUGUGGCGAGUCCGGCAAAAAGAGAUCGAGCUAGAUGAUAGGCUUAAGGGGAGAUCAAGACAUGAGAAUGGCAGCAGCACAAGUAAGAGGCAUGCUAGAAUUAAUGACAACACCGGUGCAUCAUGUUCCUCGAGUAAAAGAAUAUCUGGGAACUCCUAUUCCAAACAAGAUGAAGGCUUAAGGGAUGAUGAGGUUGAGGAAUUUUUGCAUUCGAGGUUCAAGCGCGGGCGAGGUGCAGUGGGUUCAAGGAUGGAUGAAACUGGACCUUAUCUUUUGCCUUCUCCAGAAGCCAAGGAAAAGCCACCCACCAUCCUGGACUCAAUGAGGGAACAUCGUGUUGUUCUAGGUCCAGAGAGGCCCUCAUCACUAAAAUCUCAUGAAUCUUCCGAGGAGGAUCUUGAUGAAGAUAGGAGGAAGAAGGCAAAGAAGGUUCAGUCGAGGAGUUCAGAUGAGAAGCACUCUAAGAAGCAUAGAAAGAAGGAAAGGUCUAGGGAUAAGAAAAAGAACAGGAAGGAGAAAAGAAGCAAGCACUAACAUAUUCCUCUCUGAUUCCAUAUUUUCAGAAGUUAAUUGUGAUGAAUGUGACAAACACUGAGUUGUAAAUUUAUGUGUACUCAAAUUGAAUAUGAUGCUUAACACAGUGCUGGUGUGCACCUCCUGAUGCCAUUCUCUUGGAUUAGGUCCAUGAGGAUGUAUUUCGAAUUCGAAUGUGUACUGAAGUUAAAUUUAGGAAAAGAUGUAUAUUUUCAAUACUCAGGUAAAUUGCUUCAGCUAAGCGUGUCGUCAUACAGAACCAGGUUGUAAUCAAUGUUUAUAUCUUUUAUAUUAUCUACGGUGAGAUCUUUUUUAUUUC
Molecule: messenger RNA, 1416 nt
Organism: Manihot esculenta (cassava)
Lineage: Eukaryota; Viridiplantae; Streptophyta; Magnoliopsida; Malpighiales; Euphorbiaceae
Exons: 4
Coding region: 369-1097 (242 amino acids)
Source: RefSeq, a predicted model, not a curated record